This is a messenger RNA of Talpa occidentalis (Iberian mole), 2769 nucleotides long. Its product is annotated as patr class I histocompatibility antigen, A-126 alpha chain-like. Gene Ontology annotation, molecular function: peptide antigen binding; signaling receptor binding. Lineage: Eukaryota; Metazoa; Chordata; Mammalia; Eulipotyphla; Talpidae. Gene Ontology annotation, biological process: antigen processing and presentation of endogenous peptide antigen via MHC class I via ER pathway, TAP-independent; antigen processing and presentation of endogenous peptide antigen via MHC class Ib; positive regulation of T cell mediated cytotoxicity. The record is from RefSeq and is a predicted model, not a curated record. Gene Ontology annotation, cellular component: external side of plasma membrane. Bases 255 to 1472 code for a protein of 405 amino acids. The transcript is spliced from 8 exons.
UUGCGGUAACAGACGAGCAGAGGGAGCAGCGGAGCCUGCGGCCCCCGCCCCUUGAUUCGGGCUCCUCCGCCUGCGGGAAGGAGAAGCGGAAGCGAGUGUCGAGGCGCAGCGCCGGAGAGUGCGGGGUCGCCCCGCGGAGUCGCCAGCUGGGCGCCCGGAGAGGCAGGAAGACAAUUAGCAUCAUCCUGCUCCAGUUACAAAGUCUCCAAGGACUCUCCUGGACUUCUUCUCCCCAGGCCCCUGGAUGGGGUGUGAUGCCCCUCACCCUCCUGCUGCUGCUCUGGGGACCCCUGGCCCUGAUGGAGACCCGGGCGGGCUCCCACUCCCUGAGGUAUUUCUCCACCACGAUGUCCCGGCCUGGCCUCGGGGAGCCACACUACAUCGCUGUGGGCUACGUGGAUGAUACGCAGUUCCUGCGGUUCGACAGCGACUCUUCGGGUCAGAGUGUGGAGCCGCGGGUGUCCUGGGCAGAGCAGGUGGGGCAGGAGGACCUGGACUUGGAGACUCAGAACCAAAGGAACAACGCACAGGGGUUCAAAGUGCUCCUGAGGGACCUGCGCGGCCGCUACAACCAGAGCGAGGACGGGUCUUACACCCUCCAGAGGAUGUUUGGCUGUGAAGUGGGGCCAGACCUGAAUCUCCUCGGCGGGUAUGAAAAGUUCGCCUACGACGGCGCGGAUUUCAUCUCCCUGAGCGAGGACCUGCGCUCCUGGACCCCCGCGGACUCCGUGGCUCAGAUCACCCAGCGCGAGUGGGAGGCACAGGGGAGGGCUGAGCGCAUCAGGAUCAGUGUGAGAACCAAGUGCUUGAUGUGGCUCCGCAGACUCUUGGAGAUGGGGAAGGAGGUGCUGCUGCGCACAGAACCACCAAAGACACACGUGACCCAUCACCCCACCUCAGAUCAUGGGGUCACCCUGAGGUGCUGGGCCCUGGGCUUCUACCCUGCGGACAUCACCCUGACCUGGCAGCGAGAUGGGGAGGACCUGACCCAGGGCAUGGAGCUGGUGGAGACCAGACCUGCGGGUGACGGAACCUUCCAGAAGUGGGCAUCUGUGGAGGUGCUUUCUGGAGAGGAGCAGAGAUACACGUGCCGUGUGCAGCAUGAGGGACUGAAGGAGCCCCGAGUCCUGAGAUGGGUGCCCCCUCCUCAGUCCUCUGUCCCCACCGGGGGUCUUAUUGCUGGCCUGGUUCUCCUUGGAGCUGUGCUCACUGGAGCUGCGGUGGCUGCAGCUGUGAUGUGGAGGAAGAAGCGCUCAGGAUUAGAAGAUUCCUUUAGGAGUUCUGACCUGACUCCUCCGUGGUCUCACAUGAUUUUUCUUCCCACAGGUGAACAAGAAGAAGCUAUACUCAAGCUCCAGCAAUUCCGCACUGAGGAUCUACUCACAGAUGAUAAAUACUCUCCUGUGAAGGGACCUGCACUCCCGUCACCACUCAGCAAUAUUUACAGUAGCCAAGCUAUGGAAACAACCUAAAUGCCCCAAACAGGUGACAAAUCAAGAAGAAGCUGGGAUUACGUGUAUACAUAUAUGUACAUAUACAGGUGAUAUAUGUACCUGUAUAAUGAAACAGCAUCCACUGUUUCAGAAAACAUAACUCAUGCCACUGCGGCAACAUGGAUGGAAGAGGGAAAAGUCAAAAGAAAAAAGAGAAAUACUUAUAUAUGGAUGUAGAGAAAGCGAACGAAGGGCCAGAUUAAGCCAAAGUUCAAAACUAACCCUUGAGCUCCACCAAGCCGCACCUAUUGCUGACCAGUGCUGCAAUCCAGCCCAGGCUUCCUGGCCCACAGCGCUGGAUAGUGGGCUGACCCUCUCUAGUUUGGCAUCAGGCUCAUUUGUCGACAAAGCCUGACUCCUGCUGACUGAGUCCCCCAUUGUGUCUUGUUGCACCUGCACCACCACUGGGUCCCCAGCCUCUGCUGUUUGAUGAGUCUGUGAUGGAUCUUGUACUUGAUGCUGCAGAUUAUGACUUUUUUACACCAUUUAUGUAUCUACCACAUGGCCAGAAGGUGACAUCUUCUGACAGACUGUUAAUUCUCCUGAUAGUAACAAAUCUUAGAGCUUUUAUCCUUUAUUUCCUCAUUGCAACACUGAGUUAUUAUUUGCCUAUAUUUCCCUAAUGAAAUAUCCACAUAUUUUUUAGAGAUUUUUUUUUUUAAAUUUUGUGUAGUAGAACUGGGGUGAAGGCCAGAGGUGUCAAGGAGUAGGGGUGAGAAGAUUCGCUGGAAACAGAGUAGGGUGCAGAACAGGUGGAUAUACUGAAAUACACUGCUAAGAGGAGUAGUAGGCAAGACAGGAGAGGUCUGCUGAGCCAUGUGGAUCCAACUCAGGCUGUUGCUGGCCAGGGAUCCAACUCAGGCUGUUGCAGUGGACCUUCUUGGUAGUACUGAGACAACCCCUAGGCCACCAGAGAGGCCCAAAACCCACAAUUUUUAAAGAAUCAAGUCUUGUAAGAAAUUGUUUACUGUUAAUGUCAUUACCAUGGAUUAAGUAUUCCCACCAUUUCACUGUUCCUGCUGGAGCUGAGAGGAUACAGCAAAUUGUAUGUCAAUGUACGAGAGUUUCCAAAUGGCUGGAUUAACUCAUUAUAAGUGUAUGGUCCACAAGCUGGCUUGUUUAGGUUGUACAUCUUUGUCAAUAUCUGGACAGUUUCCAUUCAUGAUGGUGAUUUUUGUAUCUUCAGAUCUUAAGGCCAUUUAUUAAGGGCUCAGCUCACCAUACACACCUUCACCUCUUCUUUGACUACAACUGUGGACAAUAUUUUACAUUGUGG